GCGGGGGAGGAGGCCCAACGGCCCCGAGGCCUUCGAGCUCUUCCCCCUCUUCGGGCUGGGAGCCCCGGUCCCCUCCGGCCACGGGCGAUGCCGCCCCCCAGACCGAGUUCCUGGCCCUCCGGGCUCCGCAGCGACCACCCCCCUGGGGCUCCCGGGGGGCAGCCGCUCAGGGGCUCCUCGGCCUGCGACGUCUGCUCAGCCUCGGUGGAGAAGAGGAUCAGGAUGGAGCAGGUGCGAGCGCUCUGGGGCAGUUUGCUGGACUCGCUGAGCCGCUUUCGGGACUGGUUGGAGGGGGCCGAGGCGGCCGCCCCCCUCCCCAGCUCCGCCCACGUGCUCUACGCCGAGGCCCGGGCCCAGCUCAAGCGCUGCGAGGGGCUGCAGCGGCAGGUGGGGGCGCGGCUGGCCGAGCUGGAGGCGCUGAACGGGCGAUACCGGCGGCUGGUGCUGGGCCGCGGGGACGGCGACCGGGACCGGGCCCGGGGUCGCCUCCGCGCCCUGCUGCAGGACAGUAACCGGCGGUGGCACCUGCUGCACCAACGCGCGGCCGCCGGACACAAGAGGCUCAAGCACCUGGUCAGCCGGCGGGAGCUGUUCGACGGGGAGGAGGAGGGGGCGCGCCUGGGGCUCGCCGAACUCGCCCUGAGGCUCAGUGACGUGGAGCACUUCUCGGGGGGCUCGGCCCGGCAGAAGGUGGCACGGCUCCAGUCUUUCCGGAGCGAUGUGCAGCGUGUGGCGAAGCGUGUGGACGCGGUGCUGGCGGCCGGAGAGGGGCUGAUGCAGCGCAGCGACCCGCGGGACGCGGUGGCGUUGGAGGAGGCGCUGCGGGCGCUCAGCGGGCAGUGCCAGACCGUGUUCGGCCGGUUGGCCCAGCUGCAGGGCAGACUCGUCAGCCACAGCCUGGUGUUCGAGGACUCGUGGCUGCCCGAGUGGGACUCGGAGGGAGAGGAGUGCGGGGCGGGGGGCGGAAGGGGUCCCCCCGAAGAGCUGGAGUGGGACCCGGCGGGGGACGUCGGCGGCUCAACCUCGCCCGACGACGAGGACUCGUCCUUCCACAGCGGGAAAUCGGGCCCAGAAGCCGACUGGGUUUGGGCGAGCACGACUCCUAGCCAGUGGUGCGGCCAGACCGAGCCGGGUGCGGCGGACCCCCUCCCGCCAGGGGCCCCGCCCGGCCCCACCCGGGCCGGCACUGCUGCGCUGGGGCGGGAUUGCCCACUCCGGCCCUGCCCGGCCCAGGAUGAGGGUUCAAAUCCAGGCGGGCUGUGCCGGGCUCCAGCCCCGUUUUCAUCGCCAGCUGGGGCUGGGCCGGCGGUGGUGCAGGACCGGGGUCCUCUGGGGCUGGGUGUGGAGACGGCCCGUGUGGAAAACUGGCUGAGGACGACCACGGGCGGGAGGCAGCGCUGCUCUCCCCCGGACACCCAGGCCCCGAAGAUGCAGCCCAGCUCCUCUGCCCCCCCCGAGGUUGCCCUGCAGAUCGAAAUGGGCUCCGUGGCCGGACCCCCAUCGCCACCCAGACGGGGUCGGGCGGGCCCCGGGCCGGGGUUGCUGCUCCUGCUCCUGCUGCUCCUCGGUUCCCUGUGGCUCCUGCUCCCGCCGGGGAGACCCGACUGCACCCUGCACCGCCCCGCCUGGCCCCCCCACCUAGUCUUACGCUACGUCAACGGCCCCCCUCCCACCUAGCCCCCAACCUCUGACUCUCCCCUUGCUGGACCGUGAACUGUGGGCUCCCCUGGUCCCCCCUCCCUGGACCAUAAACCACAGGGUACCCUCUCACCCCCUUCCCCCCACUACUGGACCACAAACUGUGGGGUCCCCCCCCACCAUUCCCCCUCACUUGAGCAUAAACCACAGGGUAGUACUCUCUUGCCCCUCACUGGCCCAUAGACCGUGGGGUCCCCAGGCCCCCCCAAACUGGACCAUAAAUGGCGAGUGCUGUGAACCCUCUCGCCACCUCCCGCCCCCUAAACCACACCGUCCCUCCCUCGCCCCUGGGGUGGAGACAGAGUCGGGGAACGGAGGGGUUUGGUUACAGCCGGCUUUAAUGGGGGCCGGGCACACUCAUAAGUUAGACCAGGGCACAGGGGACCAGGGAUGGCCACCUGCAGCUUCGGUGGGGGGCAGGGAAUGAGGAGACACCCCCUACUGGUCGGGGGCUGGGGCCCCAGGGCCCCUCCCCAUUAGAAAAAGAUGAGUUAUAAUAAAAUAAUCUUUGAACCAUU
Messenger RNA from Ornithorhynchus anatinus (platypus), 2216 nucleotides. RefSeq names its product spectrin repeat containing nuclear envelope family member 4 (gene SYNE4). The transcript is spliced from 11 exons. Gene Ontology annotation, cellular component: membrane; nuclear envelope; meiotic nuclear membrane microtubule tethering complex. NCBI's taxonomy places the organism in Eukaryota, Metazoa, Chordata, Mammalia, Monotremata, Ornithorhynchidae. The coding region runs from base 88 to 1677 and encodes 529 amino acids. The record is from RefSeq and is a predicted model, not a curated record.